Molecule: messenger RNA, 3719 nt
Organism: Sinocyclocheilus grahami
Lineage: Eukaryota; Metazoa; Chordata; Actinopteri; Cypriniformes; Cyprinidae
Product: dihydropyrimidinase-related protein 2-like
Exons: 15
Coding region: 28-2652 (874 amino acids)
Cellular component (GO): cytosol
Molecular function (GO): hydrolase activity, acting on carbon-nitrogen (but not peptide) bonds, in cyclic amides
Source: RefSeq, a predicted model, not a curated record
UGUGCGGAUCAGGGUGGGGUGUUGCGCAUGCACAGUGGCUUUGGCCGUGUAAAUCUCCGUCAGUGUCUGUCUGGAGCGUCCUGCCGCUGCGCCGGAACAAGAGAUAAGAGCCCGUCACCUGAAACAUUUCAUCGUCCACCUUCAGAAUCUCUGCAGGAUUGUCUGGAAACCUUCCUCCAUCGCGUCCGGUUAGUUUUGUGCCGACGGCGGCGAGUGUCAUUGAGCUGCGGGGCGUCACUUCUCCAAACGCGCAUCGGGAAUCAUUACGCGUGCGGAUAUCCAGCCAUCAGCGCAGCGAUGUCCGGAUACCAGGGCAAGAAGAACAUCCCUCGCAUCACAAGUGACCGACUUCUAAUCAAAGGAGCGAAGAUAGUGAAUGAUGAUCAGUCUUUCCAUGCCGACAUCUAUAUGGAGGAUGGAGUCAUCAAGCAAAUCGGUGAAAACCUCAUAGUUCCUGGUGGUGUGAAGACCAUCGAUGCCCACGGCAGGAUGCUGAUACCCGGUGGCAUUGACGUUCACACCCGCUUCCAGAUGCCCGACCGGGGAAUGACAGCUGCUGAUGAUUUCUACCAAGGCACACGAGCUGCUCUCGCUGGUGGCACCACUAUGAUCAUCGAUCAUGUGGUCCCAGAGCCGGGCGUCAGUCUGAUCGCUGCUUUUAACCAGUGGAGGGAGUGGGCCGACCACAAGUCCUGCUGUGAUUACUCUCUUCAUGUGGACAUCACAGAGUGGCACAAGGGCAUGCAGGAGGAGCUGGAGGCGCUGGUCAAAGAUCACGGUGUCAACUCUUUCCUGGUCUACUUGGCAUACAAGGAUAUUUUCCAGCUAAACGACUCCCAGAUGUAUGAGGUGUUCAGUGUGAUCAGGGACUUGGGAGCCAUCGCCCAGGUGCACGCAGAGAAUGGAGACAUCAUUGCUGAGGAGCAGAAGAGGAUUCUGGGAUUGGGUAUCACUGGUCCAGAAGGACAUGUUCUGAGCCGCCCAGAGGAGGUGGAGGCCGAGGCCGUUAACCGGGCUGUGACCGUCGCCAAUCAGACCAACUGCCCGCUCUACAUCACCAAAGUGAUGAGCAAGAGCGCUGCUGAUGUCAUUGCACAGGCCAGGAAAAAAGACGAAUCCAACUCUCCUCCGGUCCCAUUGCCUCAACCAGCCGGCCCUAAGACCACUCCUCCUCAGCGUAGCACCAAAAAUCGAGCCCCAGGCCCCAUCUCGCGGACGCGGUACGGCUCGAGCAGCCACUCGCCUCCCAAGAUGCCUAGGCCUACCCUCGCCACCUCCGGCGAGAACCCCAGUCGACUCCCCGGCGUCCUCCUAUCGCUCGGCCAGGCCAACGAUUCCACCAAUAGGAAAGUGGACUGUGUCUGGUCUGAGGCAAGCGUCCACCCCAAGCCCAAAGAAGGGCAAAAGGCAAGACAAACCUCCAGAUAUGCCUCACCGGACUCCACAGUCUUCCUCUCGCGCAAGGCCCAGCUCUCCGCGAUUAUCAAGCCACGGCGUCAGGCCAUCAGCAAGCCUGGGCCGCGCCCCGGAUCCCGCCGCCGCAAGGGUACAUGCGACACCGGCCGCAGCUCAGCCUCGCACCGCGGCUUCUACUCCGACAACGCCAGGGCCCGUAGCUCAAGCAAGCACUUGGUUGCCUCCGCCGCCAAUCACAGCUCCGCCGCACGCCACUUUCAGCUCAGACCUCACAGCCCAAGCAAGCGCUUGGCCGCACUGGCUAUCGAACACAGCCCCGCCACCGCCACCUUAAAUUUGGAGACUGCAGCCCAAGCAGGCGACUUUCUGGUCAUUUCACCUCCCGAUGCAAUCCCAACCUCCCACAUCCUCACAGUCCAAAAAGUUUUUUCCGAGCUUGGGAUCCCCAUCGCUCAGGAAAAAACCAUGGGUCCCGCUACGUUCAUCGAGUUCCUCGGCAUCAACUUAGACUCAGCUAAAUUUCAGCUCUCCCUGCCCAAGGAGAAGAUCGAUAGAAUAAUCCUCAUCUCCUCUACCCUGCUCGCCAGCCCAAGCUAUGAAUGUUCUGCUUCACAGGUGACGGGUAAGAUGGAUGAAAACCAGUUUGUGGCUGUGACGAGCACCAAUGCUGCCAAGAUCUUUAACCUGUACCCUCGGAAGGGUCGCAUCGCUGUGGGCUCUGAUGCUGACCUGGUGCUUUGGGACCCCGACACCACCAAAAUCAUCUCUGCUAAGAGCCACCACCUGGCGGUGGAGUACAACAUCUUUGAGGGGAUUGAGGUGCGUGGAGCUCCUCUGGUGGUGAUCAGCCAGGGCAAGAUCGUCCUGGAGGACGGGAACCUCCACACCACUGAGGGUUCUGGACGCUACAUCACCCGUAAACCCUUCCCAGACUACGUCUACAAGAGGAUAAAGGCCCGCAGCAGGCUUGCUGAGCUGUGUGGAGUCCCACGAGGUCUAUAUGAUGGCCCGGUGUGUGAGGUCACUGUGACACCUAAGGUUAUGACCCCUGUCACCUCCGGUAAGACUUCUCCGGUCAAACACACUCCUCAACCGGUUCGUAACCUGCAUCAGUCUGGAUUCAGCCUGUCUGGGGCUCAAAUUGACGAUAACAUCCCUCGUCGUACAACUCAGCGCCCUGUAUCGUUAAGUAUUAAACGUGCUGUCGCCAUGUUGAUUUGUGGUUUUUCCUUGUAGGAAGAGUCGAUGAGAUAUUUAUUGUUAUGGAUUCAAACCACGUUUGUAUUUUAUAUUUUGAAAAAGUGUCAACUCUUCCACAAACGCCUGAUUUAUUAUAAGGUUUUAGAAUGUUGUUUUAUAAUGAACUGAAUAGUUUGAUUCUUUUUUUUAUUUUAUGUUAUGAUUUCGGUUUCAGGUUGGUGUUUCAACGUUCCCUGAAAUCCCUAACGUUUGUCUUCCUAACGUUUUUGCACUUCGUUAUUUUCUCUCAGCAUUAUUUAACUGCAGUUUUGGAGAUGUUUAGAGCAACAACAAAAAAAGAGACUAACAGUGGUGUUUUUGGAUGUGGUGCGCAGUCCUGUGGGAUUUUAGUGUGAUUUGAAUUUACUCAUUUUUCGCUGUAAAUGUCAAACUGUCCAUUCCUACUUUGUCCCACAGUUGCACGAAGGGGGUCUCACCAGAAACAAUACAGUACAGUUGAGAAAAUAAAGAAAAACUCUCUGGGUGAAUAGCAGAUCUAGAGGGAGCAGCUCUUUUCUCCCUUUCAUUUCGGUUUAGGAGGAAGGCGGUUACUACAGAAACGGUCCCGCUCACUCGGAGUGGAUGCUGAUUAGUUACGACAGCCGUGCCGUGCUGGAGCGUCACCCCAGUAACCUCUUCACACCAGGGGUUUUAUUCGUGCGGUGGAUCUCGGCACGGGUUCGACCGUUCCCUGUGAUGUCACAGCUGCUCCACGGGGCAGCUACUCACCCCCUCCUGUUCCGUCCCACAACAGAACCGACCUUUACCGUGAGGACAUUUUGAAGGUUGCAGUGACUCUGUCUGUCAAACGGAUCGUCCGGCAUGUGUAAGGUUGAUCAGUGUUAUUCUAAAUUAAACGUUAUGUCACAAUGGUUUUCUUACAUUGCAGUUCUGCUUUGUUUUUAUAAAUCGACUUGCCUGCCUAUUCACCAAGUGAUACAGUUCUUGAUUAAUGUCUGUGAGUGUUGUUAUGACAAGCUGAACAUUUCUCAUGGAAGAUGUGUAUACAAUUCAUCAUUCUUCAUGUCUUUGAUUGUUACAAUAAAAUGCAGUUGUGAACAAAA